AAACGAAUUCGCGCCUUACGACUCCAUCACUACACUAUAUUUUCAGUCUUUCUCUCUCACACACCCAUUGUCGAGUUCACCCUAGAUCCAAUCUCUCUUCUCUCUGCUGCCGCUUAGCCGAAUCCAAUUCUCUCCAAGGUUGCAAAGUGCUUUGUUUGAUUUGCUGGAUUGGACACUUAAGUGGUUUGAAAUUCUUGAUAGGGUUUAAGGGAAAAAUUCGAAGACUAGUGGAAAGACUGUGAUUUGCCAGUAGGGAAUCCAAAUGGAGCUUCGCCGUUGUGGUAAUCUUCAUUAUAUCCAGGCCAUUAAAGGUGGUUUGGUUACGAAAGUCCUUAAUGUAUCUCGCGGGCAACCAAAACUUAAAUUUAAAGAUAUCACUGAUUUAAAUGAGGGCUUCUUGUUUGAUAAUGUGAAGGCUGUGAGAUCUUGCAUUGAUGUUAUGAAGAAAGGAAUAGUGAAAAUUGAGCCUGAAUUUUGGGAAUCUGAUGCCCAUGAUGGGGAUAAUCAGAGAAUAAAUAACUUGGAUGAUGAUGAUGAUGAUGAUGAUGAUGAUUUUGCCACUUUAACACUAAAGCAAAUUAAAGAAAGCUGCAAAACAAGGAAGAGAAAACGCUCGCAAGGUUUCAACUCUUCUAAAACAAAAAUUGAAGACUACAUGGAGAAGCAGCCAAUGGAAGAAGAUGAUCCUGAGUUCACGGAGACUCUUAGUAACUUGAGAACUAAACUAUCAAAAAAUAUGAAGUCCAAGAAAAAGAAGAAGUGUGUAAAAGACCCCCCGAUUUCCCCCCAAGAGAUUGUUCUAGUUGAUGAAUCUGAAGAGAUACUAGACGGUCAAGAAUUCUCACCCUCUAGUGGGGAUUCAGCUGGUCAAGAAUUCUCACCCUCUAGUGGGGAUUCAGCUGCUCUAGUUGAAAUGAAUUUUGAGUGUCCUGAAAAUGAGUGUUUCAACGGGCCAGAUGAUUUUUCCAGUAGAGAAAAUAAAGAUGCAAAGAUAACUCUUGAAGGGAAUUCCAAUAAUGAAUUAAAUUACAAACGGAAAGAGAUUUUUGAUUUUGUUCCACUACGAAUGAUGAAGCCAUCUAGUUGCGAUAUUGUAAUAAGUAAUCCUGAUCUUAGCAGCAACCAGUCUACCAACUUUCUUGCAAUAGCAUUUGAAGAUCACAGUAACUCCGAUAUUCAUGACAAUCACCUUGAUGAUGACAUUGAUAUACCAGUCUCAUCACCUAAAGUGGCUAGUCAUAAAGACUUUAAUUAUCGAGGUUUGGAGUUUAGAGAUGAUAUUACUUUACUCAAUGAUUGCAGUAAAGAUGAAUAUACAGCUGGUGCCGAGGUUCAGGAUAAACCCUGCUCCACUAUUGAACAUGAACUCAAACCUGAUGGAUAUCUGGUCUGUCGCUCAGAUGAUUCACCUGAAUAUGUGGAGAAGCAAUCAUUUGCUUCCGAAUGUGAUGAUGACAAUGAUACACCAGUCUCACCGUCUAAAGUGGCUAGUCAUAAAGACCUUGACUGUCUAGGUCCAGAGUUUAAAGAUGAUAAUACUUCACCAGAUGAAUGUACAGCUGGUGCUGAGGUUCAGGAUAAACUCUUCUCCACUAUUGACCAUGGCCUCAAUUCUGAUGAAUGUCUGGUUCAUUGCUCAGAUGGUUCACCUGAAUAUGAGGAGAAGCAGUCUUUUGUUUCCGUAUAUAAUGAUGAUGAGAGAAUACAUGUCAGCGAGGCUUCUGAUGAAUUGACUUCUUGGAAUGAACAUGAAGGUAGUCCAAAGCUGCAUGGUCCUGAAAGGCUAUUAUCAACCAGAAAGGCCAUUUCGCCAUCUUCGCAGGAAAAGUUGUGCAAAGCCAUGGAGUCCAUUGAUAUUAAUCAUAAAAACAAUCUAAAAUGCAAAGGUGAACUACCAUUUACUAAGUCGACUGAUAAGAAUGGUGAUGCAGUAGGACUUAAGGAUAUCACGAGAACUGGAGUUACUAAUAAGCCUAACAAAGUUAGAGUUACUUCUAAGACUUCUAGAAAUGGUUCAAAUCUUAAAAGCGUUUCCAAGACAUCUAAUUCUUCUCGCUCAGCAACCCGUCUGGGGUGCAGCACUUUACAGAAUUGCUCAAAGAGUGCUAUUGCAUUUUCAAAGCAGCAGAUGCAUGAUGCAGAAUGUCUUACUAUGAAACUCACAAAAGAGUUGAAGUCUAUGAAGGACAUUAUGGAUGAUAUGUUACGAUCUGAAUUCUGUCUAAAUACCUCUUUGAGAUACAAAGUUAAUGAGGCAAGAAUGGCAGUCAAGAAGGCCACAAAAGCUGAAGAAGGUGCAAAGCGGUGGCUGUCCUUCAUGACAAGGGAUUGCAAUCGUUUCUGUAAAAUAAUGAACUUAGCUGACAGUAGUUCUUCAACUCCACAAGAUGUAGUCUCACCUCCACAAGAUGCAAAGCGGAAAGAGAAAAAAAUAGCCUUUGCUGAUGAAGCAGGUGGAAGGCUGUGCCAGGUUAGGUUUUAUGAUGAGGAGGGCGAGGGACAAUUGUCAGAAUCUACGUGAAAGGGAAUGUUGCUUUAAUACCUUUGUAAAUUAGCUUCUUAAUACCUUUGUAUUAAAUAAUAGAUUGAGUGAUGUAGAAAUGUCUUAUACUUGUUGAUGAGGAAUGGGAAUUUUGUUGGUUCCUCUCUAUGCAACAUGUUAAUUCAAUUGAUACUUUGUAUCCAGCUGACUGAAAUCAAAUAUUCAAUUGAUAUUCAGCCGUGUAAAAUCAAA
Molecule: messenger RNA, 2734 nt
Organism: Cicer arietinum (chickpea)
Lineage: Eukaryota; Viridiplantae; Streptophyta; Magnoliopsida; Fabales; Fabaceae
Source: RefSeq, a predicted model, not a curated record